Erinaceus europaeus (western European hedgehog) is the source of this 1038-nucleotide messenger RNA. RefSeq names its product olfactory receptor 14A16-like. The coding region runs from base 1 to 1038 and encodes 345 amino acids. Gene Ontology annotation, cellular component: membrane. NCBI's taxonomy places the organism in Eukaryota, Metazoa, Chordata, Mammalia, Eulipotyphla, Erinaceidae. The transcript has a single exon. The record is from RefSeq and is a predicted model, not a curated record. Gene Ontology annotation, molecular function: G protein-coupled receptor activity; odorant binding; olfactory receptor activity. Gene Ontology annotation, biological process: G protein-coupled receptor signaling pathway.
AUGGCGGCCAAUCUUACCACAUCAAUAACUCAAUUCAUCCUCAUGGGAUUCUCAGACAUCUGGGAGGAGCAAGUCCUCCAUGCUGUGCUGUUCCUACUCAUCUACCUGCUAGCUCUCCUUGGAAAUAUUAUCAUAAUUCUUCUCACCACCUUGGAUGAGCACCUUCACAGUCCUAUGCACUUCUUUCUGAGGACACUGUCAUUCUUAGAUGUCUGUUUCAUCUCUGUCACAGUUCCUAAAUCCAUCAUUCAGUCGCUGACCCAGAAUAGUUCUAUAUCAUUUCUAGGAUGUAUAGCCCAAGUAUUUUUGGUUGUUUUAUUUGCUUGUACAGAACUAGCCCUGCUCACAGUGAUGUCCUAUGAUCGAUAUGUGGCUAUUUGCCGCCCUCUCCAUUAUCAGCUCAUCAUGAGUAAAGAGGCCUGUGAACAGAUGGUGGCUGCCUCAUGGUUCAGUGGGAUUGUAUCUGGAUUCUUGAAUACAUCUGUGACUUUCUCAUUACCAUUUUGUAAGGAAAAUUUUGUCCACCAGUUCUUCUGUGAAAUCCCUUCAUUACUCAAACUCUCUUGCUCAGAGAAGUACCUUGCUGAGAUUGGAGCCAUAGUGAUCACAACAUCCCUGGGUAUCUUGUGUUUCAUUUCCAUCUUGGUUUCUUACAUCCACAUCUUCUCCACAGUUCUAAAGAUCCCAUCAGUGGAAGGCAGGUCAAAAGCCUUCUCAACAUGCAUCCCUCAUCUCGUGGUUGUUACUAUUUUUCUCAACACAGGGUCAAUUGCUUACCUAAAGCCAGUGUCAGAGUCCCCUUCUAUCUGGAAUUUAAUGGUGUCUGUCUUCUAUACCAUGCUACCACCAACCCUGAACCCCAUAAUCUACAGCCUGAAGAACAAGGAUAUGAAAAUUGCAUUCUGGAAAAUGCUAAGAAAGACUGUCUUUAUUUACAGCAAUAACAACAAUAAUAACAAAAUCAUCACAGCUACAUCCCUCAAUUCAAACAAACAUGAAGUAAUUUCUGUUAGUAGAAGAAGACUCCCUGCUAUAUAA